AUGGCCGACAAGUUUGAGAAUGUGACCGCCCCGAAAGGCGGAGAGGAUCAGCUGGCCAACGGUUUGUCCCGCGGCGGCGGCGGCUCGUCGGAGCCUCUCUCCCGGCGUGUAAAGCGAAUACUGAUGGCAAACCUCCUGGUGAUUCUGACCGUGGCGGGCGUCAUUAUAGGGGUUUUCAUCGGCCUCGGCGUGCGCAACGUGGAACUCUCCCGCACCCAAAUCAUCUACAUCGGCUUCCCAGGCGAGUUGCUUAUCCGGCUGCUCAAGAUGAUUAUUAUCCCAUUGGUGGUAUGCAGUCUGGUCUCCGGGGCGGCAAGUAUCGAUCCAAAAGCCCUGGGCAAGCUGGGAGGUUGGGCGAUGCUCUUUUUCCUGGUCACCACGUUGAUCGCCUCAUCCAUCGGCGUGGUGAUGGCCUAUAUCAUCAGCCCUGGCUCGGUAACGAUGGGAAAACCUCAAAUUGCCGGCUUGGAUGCCAGCGUCCCCGAGCCCAAAGAGGUCAUAGACUCCUUUUUAGACUUGAUCAGAAACAUCUUUCCCUCCAACUUGGUGUCUGCUGCCUUUCAGUCUUACGCAACAAGCUACAAGCUGGUGAGCGUUAAUAACACAAACGGAGUCCUCAACUACACAGCGGAGAAGGUCCCUUUUGGAACAAACCAGGACGGGAUGAAUAUUCUUGGCCUCGUCGUGUUUGCCAUCGUGUUUGGUGUGGCUUUGAGGAAAUUGGGGGAGGAAGGCGAGAUCUUGAUUAAGUUCUUCAACUCAUUCAAUGAAGCCACUAUGGUGUUAGUCUCCUGGAUCAUGUGGUAUGCUCCUUUUGGUAUCAUGUUCCUUGUUGCUGGCAAGAUUGUGGAAAUGGAGGACGUUGGCACGCUAUUUGCCAGUUUGGGAAAAUAUAUAGCAUGCUGCGUUGUCGGGCAUGCCAUUCAUGGCUUCAUUGUGUUGCCCGCCAUUUACUUCGUCAUCACAAGGAAGAACCCGUACACUUUUCUGUGGGGAAUAUUCACUGCUCUAGCCACUGCCUUUGGAACAGCGUCCAGCUCUGCCACACUCCCCCUGAUGAUGAAGUGCGUAGAGGAAAAUAACGGCAUCUCCAAGCAAAUCAGCCGCUUCAUUCUUCCGAUAGGCGCCACCGUCAACAUGGACGGAGCCGCGUGCUUUCAGUGCGUGGCCGCCGUUUUCAUCGCUCAGUUGAACAACUAUUCCCUCAACUUCAUCCAAAUCAUUACCAUCCUUGUGACUGCCACAGCAUCAAGUGUCGGUGCAGCAGGAAUACCCGCUGGCGGGGUAUUGACGCUUGCUAUCAUCUUGGAGGCAGUCAGUUUGCCCACCAAUGACAUAUCCCUCAUCUUGGCUGUUGACUGGCUAGUGGACCGCACAUGCACAGUGAUAAACGUGGAGGGCGAUGCCUUCGGAGCAGGCCUCUUGCAGUUUUUCGUAGACCGCACUGCCAAGAAAGAAGGAGGAGCAGAGCUAGGCGAGGUCAGACCCUUCACACCACCCGCUGAGCACUCGCCGCUCAUUGAAGUGAAAGGCAUCGGACACCGCGACAACAACAAAACAUCAUACCCGGAUAAAGAAUCUGUCAUGUAA
This is a messenger RNA of Nerophis lumbriciformis (worm pipefish), 1590 nucleotides long. NCBI's taxonomy places the organism in Eukaryota, Metazoa, Chordata, Actinopteri, Syngnathiformes, Syngnathidae. The record is from RefSeq and is a predicted model, not a curated record.